AGUAGGUGCUGCAUCUACCCAGGUACUAGCACCCAGCAUCACCGCCUUACAGUACAUGCGGCGGCUACUCGUCGUGGGCAAACAACAGGGCAAUCGCCGGGUACCUGGGGCUGCAGCCUCUGCACGACAAGCGACUGGCCUGAGCGGCAACCACUCGCAACAACACCACGCCCGCUUGAAUGCGACAGGCGGCCAGCGCAUGACGGUGUCCAUUAGUUCUUGUUGAUCUACUACGUACAUUAUUGAACUGCUGCGGUCACCACUACCACGGCCAGUGCUACACCAUGGUUGUGCCAGCAGCCAGCAUACUACUGUCCUAGAAGCAUAACCGAUACCUUUAUUGUGAUUGUUAUCAUGAUGAUAGACAGGGCCCUACUCUGCACGGUGGUAUGGAAGAUUAAAAAACGCUCACCCUUCCGUACUCGAUCAGGCCCAUUGUCCUGACACCCUCCACUUGCCGUGUCCAGCUGUCCACACUCGGCAGCUGUGGUCCUUCACCUACUGCUUCGGUGGUAAGCAACCUCAAAAAGAGGACUAGUUGACUCCGUUUGCCUAGCUUCUGCCAGCUUAAGCACCUGCUGGCAGCCAUAUCAGCGAGAAGAGGGUUGGGUCAUCCUGUCAAAUUCUUAUUGCCUGGCAGGACAUGAUGUAUCUCUGGCAUCUAGGGAUCCCCGCCCGGCGUUCCACCCCAGCACAGGUCCAUGUCCGUAAUUAUUUAUUAUUGAAAAAGACGACAGCAUCUGGACACGAAGCUGGGAUCUGACCUUGACGCCCAGGUCCAGAAGCAACUGGAACUACAACGGCAACUGCAAGUUCGGGUGGAACUGGAACCUAUUUACUGCGGGCCACCGCCUCACAAAUCAUUCUACGGCCAGGUACAGAUAUUGUGGCUACAAUGUCACCCUUAUUUCAAGGCUGUGUACCUCUUGGAGCCUGACGUCUGCUCAACCAGACGUCGUGCUACCCGUUGUUACAACUCCAGCAGCCCCGGAUGGCUUGUGCAAGGCCAGCAAUGGAUUCAACGUUCCAGGCAUAUUCAUCCCUUUAUCGACUCUCUACAUCAACAUGGAAAUGAGUGAACCAGGGUUGAUGGACGGCCAACGCCUUUUUUUAGCCCACAGCCCUUUUCUUUACUAUAAGCGCCUAGCGAUGCCCGGUAAUGGUCACCAGCGGAUGUACUAUCAUGCCGAUCACAAGAGACUUGAAAGAUGCAGAGAAAAAGGUCCCCAGUCGCUGCAAAUCGCCUUCAGGCAACGGGUUACGACGCUGUUUGUAACCAUUCAUCUCGAUGAACGCCUUGUUCUCGCAAACAGAAUCACCAAGCUGCAAAGCACGCUCAAUAAUGCCAAAGGGUUUGUCUCAAGAGCAGGUGAGCCUGGCAUUGCCAGUACCAGGGUCAUCCCAGUCAAUUCAUUUCGGGAGGGCUUCUGUUGGGCUCAGAGAACUCAAACUGGAUCGCAUCAUCGCACACUGAACGCAAGAUAGCGAUGAUCGGCCUCGUCAGUGUUACGUUCAGCUUGUGCCCCGCUGGUCAUGUAGUAGACUACUAUUAAUUUGUCGGCUAGUAGAAGCAGGUGGCUUGCGGUGAGCUGCUUCGUAUGCACCAAACAGCAGAGCUUCCGAAGUUUGCGAACCGAAGCUGAAAAAGAGGGCGGCGUAUGCAGCAGAGCUGGCAAGCUUGCGUUAGUUUCUGACGAGACGCGAGGUAAACCUGGAAAGGCAGCCGGACUGUACGUAAAGAGCUGUUGAAACCGGAUGAGCAGCCCAGGCGAAAAGAAGCUUACAAACAGAGAAACGGAUGCUCACGCUGUCGACUCUCUCUUCAUACGACCGUUUACAGUGAUACUGUUCAGCCCCUCGCUAGCAGCGUCCAAUAUCUCCACAUGAAAACGCCGCAUGCCAACAACAGCAUCAAGUAAAUCAAGUUUUGCAACAAACCCGUCCGCCAUCCGGCAAGUCGCGUGUUUGUUUUUUCCGGACGCGAAAAAGGCGAUGCAGUGGAGGCAGGCGGGGAUGAUAACAGCUCGCUUGAGAUAGACUGUAAGCCGAUUGGCGCUGAGUGACCGUGGGACCAACCAGUGGAUACACAUCGUUUAGAAGACGUUUGCGGAAGCCGUGCAGCGCCUUUCAAUGGUGGGAUGGUCG
Exophiala dermatitidis NIH/UT8656 is the source of this 2145-nucleotide messenger RNA. RefSeq lists its product as uncharacterized. The transcript has a single exon. Bases 1066 to 1485 code for a protein of 139 amino acids. NCBI's taxonomy places the organism in Eukaryota, Fungi, Ascomycota, Eurotiomycetes, Chaetothyriales, Herpotrichiellaceae. The record is from RefSeq and is a predicted model, not a curated record.